Molecule: messenger RNA, 1708 nt
Organism: Stylophora pistillata
Lineage: Eukaryota; Metazoa; Cnidaria; Anthozoa; Scleractinia; Pocilloporidae
Product: putative E3 ubiquitin-protein ligase UBR7
Cellular component (GO): cytoplasm
Molecular function (GO): ubiquitin protein ligase activity; zinc ion binding
Source: RefSeq, a predicted model, not a curated record
UAUUCCCGCCAUUUUGUUAGAUUAGUGGUUUCGUGGACGGUUUCGUGUAUUUGUGAAGAGAAAGCUAGAUUGGUAAAAAUGGAAGCUGGAGUUUUUGAAGAUCAAGUUGUGUCGAUGGUGGACGUUCUGGAUGAAGAUAACGAGCUAGAGGAGGAAGCAAGAGCUGUUUUAGGGGACAGCGACGACAAAAACUGCACUUACCUCGCCGGGUAUGUGAAGAGGCAAGCUCUUUAUGCCUGUUCAACAUGUUCUCCAGCAGAUAACGAGCCAGCUGGAAUAUGUCUGGCAUGUACCCUGGCUUGCCAUGAUGGACAUGUUUUGUAUGAGCUCUACACCAAAAGAAAUUUUCGUUGUGACUGUGGAAAUGAGAAGUUUGGUGGGUUCACAUGCAAGUUGUACUCAGGAAAAGACGCAGAGAAUUCAAUAAACAAAUAUAAUCAAAAUUUCAGAGGAGUUUACUGCACCUGUCAAAGACCAUAUCCUGAUCUGGAGGAUGAGAUUGAAGAUGAAAUGAUUCAGUGUAUCAUUUGUGAGGACUGGUACCACUCAAGGCACUUGGGAAGCCUCCCACCAAUAGGAGGUGAAUUUCAAGAGAUGAUAUGUGAUAAUUGUAUGACAAAAUGCAGCUUCCUUCAAGCCUAUCUCUCUCUCUCAGUGCCACAACAGAAGUCUUCAAUUGACCCCAAUCAACAAGUGGAUAUUAAACAGGAAACAGAGAGUAAACUUGAUAUUGAAAAGACAAAUGACCUAGAUGGAGGAAAUGCAUCGGUGAGUGAGAAAGGAUAUCAUGAUUCUAAGUGCAGUGGUGAAGGAAGUGACCAACAGGAUUGCUUCAGACCAGAGUCGACUGAAACACCUCACUCUGAUUCUCAAAAGCCAAUUUGUUCUGGCAAAUCAGACUGUUGGAAAACAACUGUUGGAAAAGAGACAAAAUCCGCUGCAAAUGAUUGUAAUGCCUCAAAGCUUGAAAACUCUCUGGCAGAUUGCAAGCUUGUUCAGCUUCAAGCAAGUGUGACAACAGUCGAAAACAAAGCAACCUAUUGGCAUACUGGGUGGCGGUCUAACUUAUGCAAGUGUGAAAACUGUAUUUCUCUAUACAGAUCACUGGAUGUGUUGUAUCUGACUGAUGAAUCUGACACUAUGGUUGCCUAUGAGAAGAGGGGCAGGGAGAAGACAUCCAGCGUUUCAUCAUAUGAGAGUGGCAUGCAGGCGCUACAGAACAUGGCGCGUAUUCCUCAAGUGGAGGUCAUGCAUGGUUACAAUGAUAUGAAAAACGAGCUGACAGAGUAUCUUAAAGGGUUCGUUGAACAAGGAAAGGUUGUGAAAGAGGAGGACAUCAGAAACUUUUUUGACUCACUACAGUCUCGUAAAAGACAACGAGUCGGCAGUGGAGAUUCUGUUCAGUACAGAUGUCGCUAAAAAACAGCCGAACACGUACUGCUAUACUUGGAUGAGACGACACAGCUACAACAUGCGCAAGACGUAGUGUCAGUGAUACACUUGUACUAGGUGUCACCUCUUUAAAAUAUCUCGUGCAAAGACAAUUAUGUAAAGUUUUCAUGAAAUUUUUUAGUAGUUUCUCAUGUUACUUCCAGUUGCCUCUUGUAAUGUGACGUGCCUUAUUGUGUAACAAAGUUGUACUUUAAAGAAGAUGGAAAUUCAUUGAAAGGUUCUACCGGAAUUAAAAUGGUAUUUGUGGCACCUUCAA